Messenger RNA from Tinamus guttatus (white-throated tinamou), 820 nucleotides. RefSeq names its product cartilage associated protein (gene CRTAP). Gene Ontology annotation, cellular component: endoplasmic reticulum. Gene Ontology annotation, molecular function: collagen binding; protein binding. Gene Ontology annotation, biological process: collagen fibril organization; peptidyl-proline hydroxylation to 3-hydroxy-L-proline. The record is from RefSeq and is a predicted model, not a curated record. Lineage: Eukaryota; Metazoa; Chordata; Aves; Tinamiformes; Tinamidae.
AUGAGGGGGAAAAGUCCCAAACCCCGUAAAUACCUGCAGUUCGCCUACUUCAAGGCUAAUAACCUUCCAAAAGCUAUUGCAGCAGCUCACACAUUUCUUAUGAAGCAUCCAGAUGAUGAAAUGAUGCAGAGAAAUAUGGCCUACUAUAAGACUAUGCCUGAUGCUGAGGAGCAUAUUAAGGACUUGGAAACAAAGCCUUAUGAGAAUCUCUUUGUGAGGGCUGUGAGAGCAUACAACGGUGACAACUGGAGAACGUCCAUCUCGGACAUGGAGCUGGCUCUUCCUGAAUUCUUCAAAGCCUACGACGACUGCACAGCAGCUUGUGAAGGUUCCCGGGAGAUCAAAGAUUUUAAAGAGUUCUAUCUCUCCAUUGCAGAUCAUUAUAUUGAAGUCCUUGGAUGCAAAAUUCAGUGUGAGAGCAAUCUGACACCCAUUAUAGGAGGCUUUGUUGUCGAGAAAUUUGUGGCAACCAUGUACCAUUACUUACAGUUUGCUUAUUAUAAAUUGAAUGACAUGAAGAAUGCAGCCUCCUGUGCUGCUAGUUACCUUCUGUUUGACCAAAAAGAUGAAGUAAUGAAACAGAACAUGGUCUAUUAUCAAUACCAUAAAGACAAAUGGGGACUCAAGGAAGAAGAUUUUCAGCCCAGAUCGGAUGCAGUUCGAUACCACAACAUAACCACACUCCAGUUGGAAAUGUAUGAAUUUGCAAAGCAGAAUUUGAUGGAUGAUGAUGAGGGUGAAGUUGUGGAAUUCCUUGAUGAGCUGUUAGAAGUGGAGGAAAAGAAUGAAUCCUGAUGAGCGAAGAUGUCAUGAAGUAUUU